AUUUGUAGGGGUUUACAUGCCCCUAAACCCCCACUUUAGCUCCCACCUAUGAUACAGCGUCACACAGCAGAUCGUAGGUGCAUAGAGGCCUCCUAAUUACUGGAUAUGGGCCGGAAUUGCGCCUGUAAAUCCCCCGAUCGAUUGUGGUUUUGAUUUUAAAGACGCAUUUCAGAGUGCCUGUCAAACGCAAGCAGUCGUAAAAGGGGAAAAAAAAAAAAGAACAGCAAAAACACCAUGUCUCGUAAGAAGGCCCUUAUCAUUGGUAUCAAUUAUUUUGGUACCGACCAUGAGUUAAAUGGCUGCAUCAAUGAUUCCGAGAAUAUUCGCAAUUUUCUUGUCGAGGAGCGAGGCUUCUCUCCGAGCCCACACGACAUGGUCAUGAUGUCGGACGUACCCGAAAAUGAAGGCACUCCUUUUUACCCCACAGGAGCGAAUAUCAUGGCUGCUAUAAAUUGGUUAGUAACUCGAAACCAGCCUGGCGAUAUCUUAUGGUUAAGUUAUUCGGGUCAUGGAGGCCAGGUGAGGAAUGACGAUGGAGAUCGGCCAUCAGGGUUUGACGAUACAAUAUGCCCAGUUGAUUUCGCCGAGAGCGGGCAAAUUACCAGCGAGAUGUUACACCGCGCGAUUGUCUCACCGAUGAAUCCAGAGUGUCGCCUUACCAUUCUUUUCGACUGCUGCCAUUCGGGCUCGGCUUGUGAACUGCCUUACGUCUACCGACCAGACGCAGACGGCAACGUCAAUAUGGUCGACACGAUCAAGCAAGGAAUCGGGCUGAUCCGUGCGGCUGAAGGUCUCUUUGAAGGUGGGUUUUCCAUGUCUAAAAUGGACGACGCGAAAAUGCUACUUGGUGGUGCCACGGAUUUCUUCAACGGCCUUCAUCAUCGCAGGAAUGAAGAUGUCGACGAGGAUGGACUUGCAGCUGAGAACUUCGAGGAACAUUGGGAAACCGAAGGUAAAGACGUCUGGAUGUUUUCCGGUUGCGCGGACAAUCAGACAUCUGCGGAUACAUCGAUUGCUGGUGCACCAACUGGGGCGAUGUCUUGGGCGCUGGUUAGGGCCCUGAGAGAGAACCCAGAGCAGUCUUACAUUGAGAUUCUUCGGAACACCCGAGAGGAACUUGCGCAGAACUACUCUCAAAUUCCGCAACUGAGCUGUGGUGGGAGAUAUGAUUUGGAUCAAGCCUUCAUUCUGUGAUUUAUAGGUGGAGUUAAGGCAGGAAACUGGCUGUAAUUCAAUCUCUCAGUGAGAACAGAAGGGAAUCAAAAUGAAGAAUUAAACAAUUUACUUUUUAAAUAUCUUAGCAGGGUGUACCUUUCUAUGAUUUAGGGGGUGAGUCUACGUAUCGAUAACACCAGUUCAACGCCACGCGGUACCUACGUAGGUACAUACAUAAACGUAUAUACUGGUCUAGGCAUGUACCCACCUAUCUUCAAACCGAAUAGCUCUUUCCUUUUGUUAGCAAAGACACAAACAUUAAAUAUGAAGCUAUCCACAACACUGUGUUGCUCGUUGGAAAGAACCUU
Molecule: messenger RNA, 1523 nt
Organism: Hypoxylon trugodes
Lineage: Eukaryota; Fungi; Ascomycota; Sordariomycetes; Xylariales; Hypoxylaceae
Product: peptidase C14
Exons: 6
Coding region: 235-1194 (319 amino acids)
Biological process (GO): proteolysis
Molecular function (GO): cysteine-type endopeptidase activity
Source: RefSeq, a predicted model, not a curated record